AACUCAGCUGAAAUUCUUUACAAAAUCUGUGGCGAGUGGUCUAGCUUAGACAGCGGUCGCGUUUUUAAGGAAGUUCGAUUCGGAAAAAAAAUUUUCUGCCCGAUUAGGAAUUAAAAGCAAAAUAAAAAAAGACGCGCACAUUUUUGUCCCGAAAUAAAAUUAUUUUAGUAAGUGAAAAUUAUUGGAAUUAUUGUCAAAAAUGGAGGAUACGACAAAAUCAAAUAAUGUGGUGAACGGUGAUAAUUACGAAAACGAAACUUUGCAUCCUCUAAAUCUACGUAAAUCAAAAGCAAAUGUGGUACUUGGAGCGCAAUGGGGAGAUGAGGGUAAAGGAAAAGUUGUAGAUAUGUUGGCGUCUGAAGCGGACAUUGUUUGCAGGUGUCAAGGAGGGAAUAAUGCUGGACAUACAGUUGUAGCAAAUGGAACAGAAUUCGAUUUUCAUUUAUUGCCAAGCGGCAUUGUUAAUGAACAAUGCAUAUCUGUUAUCGGCAAUGGAGUCGUUAUACACCUUCCGUCACUUUUCGAAGAGCUUUUAAAGAACCAAGCUAAAGGUUUGCAAAAGAUCGAACAUCGUUUAGUGAUUUCUGAUCGAGCACAUCUGGUGUUUGAUUUUCAUCAAGCUGUCGAUGGCAUGCAGGAAGCCGAGAAAGGCGGAAAAUCUUUGGGUACGACCAAAAAAGGUAUCGGUCCAGCGUAUGCCAGUAAAGCAACGCGUAAUGGUAUACGUGUGGCUGAGCUAUUGGGUGAUUUCAAUCUUUUCAGUGAAAAAUUCAAAUCAAUUGUGUCCACACAUCAGCGUUUGUUUCCGUCUAUAAACGUUGACGUUGAAGCGGAAUUGCAACGCUAUAAGGAAUAUGCGGAACAGGUGCGCCCUUACGUUAAGAAUACUAUGUGGUUUUUGAACACCGCCUUGGAGAACGAUCAAACUGUUCUGGUAGAAGGGGCCAACGCAGCCAUGUUAGAUAUUGAUUUCGGAACAUACCCCUAUGUAACCAGCAGCAAUUGCUGUAUUGGCGGUGUUUCGACCGGGUUAGGUUUCUCUCCGCAUAAAAUCGGUGAAAUAAUUGGAGUUGUUAAGGCCUAUACAACACGUGUGGGCGAUGGUCCUUUUCCUACCGAGCAACUCAAUGAAAUCGGAGAAUUGUUGCAAACUCGAGGCUUUGAAAUAGGGGUUACUACGAAAAGAAAACGUCGUUGCGGUUGGCUAGAUGUUCCUCUACUGCAGUACAGUUCCAUGGUGAACGGUUACACUAAAAUCUGUCUUACCAAAUUGGACAUUUUAGAUACUUUAGCCGAAAUUAAAGUAGCCAUAGCUUAUAAACGAUCUAAUGGUGAGGUAUUGGAACCGGGAGAUUAUCCUAGUACUAUCGCGGAAUUAGCUAAUAUCGAAGUUGAGUAUGCAACUCUGCCCGGUUGGCGAACCUGCACGGAAAAUAUACGCAACUUUAAAGAGUUGCCCGAAAAUGCACAAAAUUAUGUACGCUUCAUAGAGACUCACCUUUGCAAACCAUCCAAAUCCAAACCCAAACCAGCACUCGUACCGAUACGAUGGGUAGGCGUAGGCAAGGGCCGUGAAUCGAUUAUCUUUGUACCUGAGCGCUAACAGGGUUAACUUAGUCCCUAUGCCUCACCAUUUUAAUCUAUAGCAAGCAAUCGCUUAGCAUCUACUAUACUAUAAUGAUCUAUUUUUUGUCUUUUUUUUUAUACAUAUAUACAAGCAUGAUCGAGAACAUUUUUCGUAAUUUU
This is a messenger RNA of Glossina fuscipes, 1746 nucleotides long. RefSeq names its product adenylosuccinate synthetase (gene Adss). Bases 200 to 1603 code for a protein of 467 amino acids. Gene Ontology annotation, molecular function: GTP binding; adenylosuccinate synthase activity. Lineage: Eukaryota; Metazoa; Arthropoda; Insecta; Diptera; Glossinidae. Gene Ontology annotation, biological process: IMP metabolic process; 'de novo' AMP biosynthetic process. The record is from RefSeq and is a predicted model, not a curated record. The transcript has 6 exons. Gene Ontology annotation, cellular component: cytoplasm.